AUGGGUCACGAAGAUGCUGUUUACCUAGCCAAGCUCGCCGAGCAGGCUGAACGCUAUGAAGAAAUGGUCGAGAACAUGAAGGUUGUCGCCUCUUCGAACGUAGAACUCACCGUUGAAGAGCGGAAUCUUCUUUCCGUCGCCUACAAGAACGUCAUCGGUGCUCGCCGUGCGUCCUGGAGAAUCGUCACCUCGAUUGAGCAAAAAGAGGAGUCCAAGGGCAACGAGUCUCAGGUUUCUCUCAUUAAGGAGUACCGCCAAAAGAUUGAAGCCGAACUCGCCAAGAUCUGUGAGGACAUCCUAGAGGUUCUCGACAAGCACUUGAUCCCUUCUGCCCAGAGCGGCGAAUCCAAGGUCUUCUACCACAAGAUGAAGGGUGACUACCACCGUUACCUUGCUGAGUUCGCUAUUGGCGACAACCGCAAGGGUGCUGCCGAUGCUUCGCUCGAGGCCUACAAGGCCGCUACUGAGGUUGCUGCCACCGACCUUGCUCCUACCCACCCCAUCCGUCUUGGCCUGGCCCUCAACUUCUCGGUCUUCUACUACGAGAUCCUCAACUCCCCCGACCAGGCUUGCCACCUCGCUAAGCUUGCUUUCGAUGAUGCUAUUGCCGAGCUCGACACCCUGAGCGAAGAGAGCUACAAGGACUCCACCCUGAUCAUGCAGCUUCUCAGGGAUAACCUGACCCUCUGGACCUCUUCUGAGGCCGAGCCCGCUGCCGAAAACGCCCCCGCCGAAAAGAAAGAGGAUGCCCCCGCUGCUGAGGCUGAGGAGAAGCCCGCUGAGUAA
This is a messenger RNA of Aspergillus puulaauensis, 786 nucleotides long. It is a transcript of the gene artA, whose product is annotated as 14-3-3 adaptor artA. Bases 1 to 786 code for a protein of 261 amino acids. Gene Ontology annotation, biological process: signal transduction. The record is from RefSeq and is a predicted model, not a curated record. Lineage: Eukaryota; Fungi; Ascomycota; Eurotiomycetes; Eurotiales; Aspergillaceae. Gene Ontology annotation, cellular component: cytoplasm. The transcript is spliced from 5 exons.